Messenger RNA from Lizanozyma spartinae, 1275 nucleotides. RefSeq lists its product as uncharacterized. Gene Ontology annotation, biological process: fungal-type cell wall organization. Lineage: Eukaryota; Fungi; Ascomycota; Pichiomycetes; Serinales; Debaryomycetaceae. Gene Ontology annotation, cellular component: fungal-type cell wall; plasma membrane. The record is from RefSeq and is a predicted model, not a curated record. The coding region runs from base 1 to 1275 and encodes 424 amino acids. The transcript has 2 exons.
AUGUCGCCAGAUGUUUUAACAAGUCUGACCUCGUCGCUUCCAAUAAUAACUGCAUCAACAGUCCCUCCUGUUGGCCGCAGCAGUGAUCAGCAUUUUCUGGAGUGCUCAAAGAGCCAAUAUGUUAUUAGGAAUCCCGCUGACCUCCAUCAAUUGGAUGGCUGCGAAUUGGUAAAGGGUGAUAUUCUUGUGACUGACUUCAAUCAUCCCUUACUUAGUUUUGGUGAUAAGUUAAAACAAGUAAAUGGAAGUAUUGUUGUUGAGAAGUCUCCAGAUUUGGUUCGUUUAGAGUCCCCAAAUUUGUUUCUGAUCACAGGGGCUUUCAAGUUACAUCAAUUAACUUCAUUGUCACUUGUGCUGACUCCCAGUCUUCAAACUGUUAGUGGUUUGGAUUGGCAAGUACUUCCUAUUUUAUCUAACGUCCAAAUCUCUCCGGGUGUCUCAAAUAUUUCGACUAUUAUUAUCAGUGACACCAGUUUAAUGGGCUUUGCUGGGUUCAAUUCUGAGGACUUGGAUAUUCUAGAUAUCAACAACAACAGGUUUUUGGAUUCAAUAAAGUGCAAUGUUGUUAAUAUUAAGGAGAAGUUGCACAUUGCUGCUAACUCAAGAGAAUUGUCUUUAAGUUUGCCUAAAUUAGUUAAGGCUAACAACUUGACUAUUCAUGAUGUUUCCCAAGUUGACUUGGCUAACUUACAGAUAGUCAGUAAUUCUAUGUCUAUUAUUCAAAACAACUUGAAGCUGUUGAAAGUUCCCUUCCUUUCAAAAGUUGGUGGAACUUUAUCUUUGCUUAAGAAUGAUGGCCUUGCAAAUGUUGAUAUUCCUGAGCUCAAAGAAGUAGGUGGCGGGCUUAUGAUUAUGAAUAAUACUCGAUUAGAUAAGAUUAAUUUCUUACCGCGUCUAACAAUGAUUGGGGGGGCCUUGGAGUUGGCAGGGAACAUCAAGGAAGCAAAGUUUCCCUCAUUGAAGCUUGUUAAGGGAUCAGCUAUAAUCCGUUCAUUUGUUUCCCUGUUUGACUGUAAUCGAUGGUCACACUCAGAUAUCCGUUCCAUUGUGAGAGGUGGAAAGAUUGAAUGCGGGAUCGGCGGGAAUUCACCUGUUGGGUAUGGAACUCCAGGUUCACAAGUAUUUGACUAUAAUACUGGAUCGAAUGGCAAAGGCAAUGGAACUCAUGAAAUUUUAUUUUCAAAUGGAACCUCUAGCGCCUUGUCAAUAUUUGGGGCAUUCCAAAUAGGUUUUGCUUUGUUUAUCAUAGAGAUGACCAUUCACCUUAUAAGAUGA